AUGGCAAAAAGAUCACCUCAUCGUAUACUAGUCACCCCAUCAGUUCGUGGAUUGCUGUAUGGGCCAUUCAAGAGGAAUGCACAUACCAGGAAAUGUCUGCAGGAAGAAAGGGUCGCUAUUCAGGAAUAUGUGCUGAAGAAAGCGGAGCAAGGGGGCGAAUACUCAGUUGAUGUUUUACCACCGGAGCCCCCUACAGAGUUAGAACUACAAGCUAGACAAAUCCUCCCAGCCGAGCAUGAUUAUCCAUUUGAAAAUAUUGUAUUUGAAGGAGGCGGAAGCAAGGGGAUGGCCUACUGUGGUGCGGUUCGGGCACUUGAAAAUAUAGGUUUGUUUCCACAAAUCAAACGCUUUGCUGGCACCAGUGCCGGUGCUAUCACUGCCGCCUUGCUCUCAGCCGGAUACAAUUCACAUGACAUCGAAACAUUCAUGAAGAAAGACCUCUCCAAAAAUUUCAUGCUCGAUGGCUCAUUUCUUUGGAGAUUGUUCACAUGCUUACCGAGGUUUAUAUUUGGUUACGGAUUAAGUCCUGCCGCUCAAUUCAACGAGUGGCUUGGUGAUAAGCUACGCAAUAAAACUGGCAGUGCUGAUGUCACUUUCGAGCAGCUUUACGACAGGACCGGUAAAGAACUUUGCGUUGUUGUCACUAACGUCAACAACAUGUCUGAGGAGUAUUGCCAUCCUAAAACCACACCAGAUAUGCCCGUUAGACUCGCUGUACGCAUGUCCAUGUCAAUUCCAGGCAUGUUCCAAGUCGUAAAGUACAACCACAAUGCACGUGCAUCAUCCAACAUGUAUGUUGACGGAGGAAUUCUGUGUAACUUCCCAAUCCACUGCUUCGAUGGUUGGUGGCUGUCUAUGAAGCCAAAGGAUGCUUUUAUCCGCAGAUUAUAUAAUCUUAAGGAACUUCCUAUUGUCAUGAGUAAAACACACAGAUUUGGGGAACGGUCGGACAAAACCCUUGGGUUUCUUGUGUAUUCAGAAGCUGAAGCUGACAACUUCAAGUUCUAUCUGGAGAAGCGAUCGCCAGUACUUGCUCGGUCUAACUCUUCACUUAACAGGAGGCGAAAAACACAAUUUCUUGAGCAGGCCAGGGAACGAAAACGUAUCGCUGAUGCUGUCAAUCGCUUCCUUCCGCUUGUAGAUGAAUAUGACAAAAACCACGACGGAAAGGUCAAUUACCAAGAAUUUCAGCAGGUCUACGAUCACUUUCCUGACGAGGACAAGCACAUUCUGUUUGGUAACCAUGCUGGGUCAAAGGCUUUGUUUGAAACGCUAGAUGAAAACAGUGAUGGACAGGUGAGGUUCCAGGAAAUAAUGCGCUACGUAGAGCGGAAAGGACUGGAUGUGAACCAGAAAUACCUGGGAUACAAACGACAGGAUGUUACAAGCCUUACAUCCUACGCCCUUACUGUAUUUGAUACCAUGCUCCUAAACCUCAAACGACUGUACAUGGAGCAUGAUGACCUUGAGCGUUCUGUUGGUAUAAAUACGGGGCAUAUUGAAACAGCAGACUUCGACCUUGAGGAUGAGGACAUUGCUUUCAUGCUGGAGCAAGGAAAAAACACUACAAUUGAUUUCCUUAAAAUGUAUGCGGCGAAGAGGAAUGCGAAGUUGGCUGAAUCCUCUGGAGAAAGAAACUAG
This is a messenger RNA of Mizuhopecten yessoensis (Yesso scallop), 1641 nucleotides long. RefSeq lists its product as uncharacterized. Gene Ontology annotation, biological process: lipid metabolic process. The record is from RefSeq and is a predicted model, not a curated record. Lineage: Eukaryota; Metazoa; Mollusca; Bivalvia; Pectinida; Pectinidae. The transcript has 14 exons. Gene Ontology annotation, molecular function: calcium ion binding. The coding region runs from base 1 to 1641 and encodes 546 amino acids.